UCCCCGAAUCAUUCUGCGAAAAUCAAAAGAAAGGUACAACCUACUGUUUGUCUGCCGAGAAAAAAAGAAAGAACAAAAAAUAAGGCCCAUUGUUUUGCUGUCUAGAACAGAAAUCAAAAUCAAAACCAAUAGAAGCGGUAACAAUAAUGUCAACAAUACCACCUGAAAUGGUUGUAAAGAACCGGUUUCUAGGGUUCCUCAUAUGGCAGUCCAUUCCCUCCUCGGCCAUCUUCUUUCUCUUCAAAACCUUUAUCUCCACCAUCACCACUAGUACUUCUACCAGCAGCAGAACUAGCAGUAGCAGAAGCAGAAGCAGAAACCUAUUACUCUCUUGUGUCCCAUCGCUUAUUACCCUCUUCAACUUCUUCACUUUCCACCUCUCUCAGCUUCUCUUCUCCGCCUCUCUCUCGCUCGUCUCAUCUCCCCACCCCCACCGCCCAGCACACCCUUUCGAGCUCAUACUCGGUCUCGUCCGCUUCCUUCUCGUCUCGGGCUCAUCAGCAUCGGUGUCCGCUGAUUUUCGCAGCGGGGCGAAGGUUUCUCUGAGCUUUGUGUUGUUUGUGGCGGCAUGUGCUAUAUCGGGAUGUCUGGGGAUGGUGUCGAUUUGCUGGGUGAAACCCAACGACUUUUAUGUGGAGUGGCUGAUUCGGGGACUUGUGAUUGGUUUGCUUUACGGGUUGGUUUACAUUUAUAAGCGCAGAUGGGUUCUGGAGUUUCCCAUUAUUCAGCGUCCACCUUUCUUCAGCUUCAAGAUGGGGCUCCCUUCAGCUACCACACGUGCUCUGAAGCUUUCUGGUGUGGCUUAUCUAUUUUCAGCUGUUUUAGGAGCAAUUCUUCCUGACGAGUUUAAGAGCCAGGCCACAGUAAAAAAGUUCAUUGCUGAGCAGAUCAUCUUUUUCAUUGGGAGUUUUGCGUUGAUCCUCUGCUGGGAAUUAAGUCACCAUUUACAUCGGGUGCUACAUACCAAGAGGUUCAUGUUUGCACCUCCCAAAGGAUCAGCAGCUGCUGAAACAAAUCCGAGUGAGGACCUCCUUGCAGCUUUGGAGGAGAGCAACCCAAGUUCUCUUCUUCGGUAUCUUGCCUAUCUUGAUCUCUGCAUGGUUUGUGAGAAUAAUGUCGAUACAUGGAGACGAGCUGCCUUUUUUGAAGAAACUGGUGAGACUUACAAACGAGUCACAGCUGUAUGCUUGAGGCCACUGGAAGAACUUGCAUCAAAGUUGGCUGAAGGCUUGGAGAGUAAUGUUGACAAAACCUCCCACCUAUCCAAUCAGUUACUCGCACUAAGUGAUUCACAUGUAGAAUCAAAGUACAGCAAACUACUGAACAACUUUCAGCUAUAUGCAUGGUGUGCCAGGACGGUUGGCUCGCUAACUGCACACUCGCACGGGGAGGACAGGUUUGGGGUUGCUCAGCUCUCUGGUAGUAAUGCUGCUGUUAUCUCAACUUUGUUAUCCUGCCUUCUUGCCGUUGAGGCAUUGAUGGGGAAGAAGACCAACAUUCAAAGCGCCCCUCAUUUGAUGGGGCCAGCUGGAAUUAAAUGGGCAACAUUAAGCACUGGAAGAGUAGAAGUUGCAGUAGCUAAAAAGAGAGGUGGGCCUCUAUAUUUGAAAGCAUAUGCCAUUGCUGAUGUUUUAAGGACCUCAAUCUACCAUGUUGUGUCUGCUUUCCACGAUGAGAUGCUGAAGAGCGCUAAGUUGGGUCUUCUUGAGAAAGAUUGGAUCAUCAGCGGCAAGCCUCUUUUUGGCUCCCGUGAGCUCCUGCUGCAUAAACUCCGUCUUUUCCUGGAUUUCCGAGCGAACUAACUGCUGAAUUGCCUGGGUUCAAAUCAUUAGCCCCUUUUUUUGAUUUCCAUUUUGCAGUUUUUGAACUUUCCUGUGAGGACAUCAUAAAUAAAGAGGCGGUCUUGUUUGCAAAUCCUGAGUUAUAGGGCUGAAUACAGAGAGAGAAUGUCGAUUUUGCUUAAAAAAAAAAAUCAGAGGAAAGUUCAAUAGAUUAAGCUGUAUGAUCUCUGAGUGCACACCUGAAUUGACUGUAUUAUCGAGUUCCUUAAUGCUAUUUUACUGAUUCACA
Molecule: messenger RNA, 2070 nt
Organism: Carya illinoinensis
Lineage: Eukaryota; Viridiplantae; Streptophyta; Magnoliopsida; Fagales; Juglandaceae
Exons: 4
Coding region: 147-1802 (551 amino acids)
Biological process (GO): nuclear pore organization
Cellular component (GO): nuclear pore transmembrane ring
Molecular function (GO): protein-macromolecule adaptor activity
Source: RefSeq, a predicted model, not a curated record